Molecule: messenger RNA, 738 nt
Organism: Candidula unifasciata
Lineage: Eukaryota; Metazoa; Mollusca; Gastropoda; Stylommatophora; Geomitridae
Source: the annotation of a GenBank genome assembly
AUGGGAAAUCUCAUUUGUCCGAAAUUGUUGUGUGGUUUCUUUGUGUUCCUUGCAUUGGUGUGUUUAACAAAACAGCAAGAUGAAGGGUUUGUUUCCAACGUGUUCCAGUUUUUUAGCGACAAGGUUAACAAUCGGCUGAUGGAACAUAUCACCAUGAGACAUAACGUGGAACUGGCAUACAAAGCAUAUGUGGCUUACUUCGACAGAGCAGACGUGGACCUCCCGGGCUUCAAGAAAUUAUUUCAGCAACUGGAGAAAGAUGCACACGACAGGGCAUUAUCCCUGACAUCAUACAUUAACAGCCGAGGUGGACGUGUACGAUUUCCUGUAGUGAAACUGAGCGAGGCCUGCAAGUACAUUCAUCAAUACACAGAUAAGCGAAAGUCAGAAGAGAAAACACAGCCAUGUAUCUGUUACUUUCAGUUUCAAGACUCAACAAACAAAGUAAACAUUGAUGAUUACUGUGAGGAAAACUGGAGACUACAGUCAGGUCUGCAGGGUGUUAAAGAGGCUUUGGCACUGGAGAGAUCAGUCAACAACGACCUCAUCAUCCUGGUUGGUUUGGCCAUCAGUCAGAAUGACCCACAUAGCAAGAUCACUAUUGAACAUGUGAUGGAUCAGCAGAUAGAAACCAUCAAGAAACUGGCGGACCUCCUGGAUAAACUUCAAGGAUACCAGCAGGACCAGGAAGGUUACUCUCUCGGGGAGUACCUUGUGGAUAAUGAAAUAAAGAAGUAG